UGUUUGAUCCGGCCCAAUUCAUUCUGAUCUACCAUCUCUGCUCAUCUCUCAGUCAGACGGUCGUACGCUAUAUUGGCCUCUCUGUUUCCAUCUUCUCUUCCCCUUAGGUCGGACGCAGUCUACGCCACGCCGUUCGUCUAAAGUCCCGAGGUUAGUUGAUUAUUACUAACUGUCUUCUUAUUUUAUCUCAUCUGGUUUUGUUUCUUCCUACAUAUCUUAUUUUAUCUUAUCAGCAGUGAAUAGGUCAAGCUUAGAGAGUUAGAGGGUGUUGUUGAGCGUUGCCUUCCUACGGAAGAGAGCCAAAAUUCUGCAGAUUAACUAUUCACCCCUGUCCUGAAUAAUGGGGAAGUUGAAGAGAGGCAAAGAGGAAGGCAAGGAAGGAGCCAAGGGUAACAGAGGCAAGAGGAGGAAGCUCAGUCGCGGGAAGGAAUCUAAAAAAGGGGAGGGAGGAAAGAGACGUUAUGGGCCCGGUUUGCCAAAUGUACUUCGGAAGCAACUUGCUCUUCAAAACGCGUCAGAUACUGAUUCUAUCGACUCCGAUUUUGCUGCUGAUAAUGAUUUGUUUGAGAAUGAAGAAGUUGUUGCGGAGGAGGAAUCUAAAAAGAAUAAACGAUAUGAUCCUGUAGAUAACUACCUUGGUGAGCUGCAAGACCUUCCUGCAAAGUAUAAGAAUGCAGUCGUGACAUCUGAUGAAGAAGACUAUAAUGAUGAUGAAGGCUAUGGAGACAGUGAUGAUGCUGGUGAGGAUGCUGAUGAAAGACAUUCAAGGAUGUUGCAGGGAAUAACUGGUUUGCCAAGUGAUGCAUUUAUAGGUAAGAAGAAGAGAAGUGAUGAUAUAAUAACUGAGGCUUACCCAGAGUCUGAAUAUAACCCCAGUCGUGAUAUCCUGGAUGGCGAUGGCCGGAUUAGUAUUGCAGACCUUCUAGAUCCCCUACAUGGGAAGUCGGGCUACAGCGAACUCAGGAAGAACAUACAAAGAAUGGAAAAAAAGGCUAUAUCCAUUCACGCACCUCUCCCUAGACCAGAUCAAGAAAGGUUGGAAAGAAAAGCUGCUUAUGAACAAUCGAAAAAGGAUAUUAGUAAAUGGGAACCAUCGGUCAAGAGAAACAGAGAAGCAACUACUAUCUUUUUUGAUGAAGACUUAGAUUUGGGGUUUUCUACUGUAGGUGCAAUCGCUGCAAAUUUUGAACCCAGAACAGAUUUUGAAAGGAAAAUUGCUUCUUUGGUUGGUGGCAGUGAAAUAGUUGAAGCUCAUAAAAAAGAUGGUGCAAGGCUUCUUGAGUUAAAUAAGAUAAGCGUUGAAGAUGUGAAGGGACGUCAAAAUGAAUUAGCAAAAAUGCGCAGUCUUCUUUUCCGCCAUGAAGUGAAAGCAAAACGACUAAAGAACAUCAAGUCCAAAGCAUAUCAUCGGUUACUAAAGAAAGACAGAUUGAAAGCAGCCACAUCUGCUGAGACAGAUCCAGAAGCUGCUAAAGAAUUGGCUAUGAAACAAGAGUUCAAAAGGGCUGAGGAACGCAUGACUCUGAAACACAAGAAUAAGUCCAAAUGGGCAAAACGCAUCAUUAAACGUGGCUUAUCAGUACAAGAUGAAGGAACACGUGCUGCUUUGACUGACCAACUGAACCAGCAUGCUGCCUUAACUAGGAAGAUGAACUCCAUGAAUGAGGGCAGUAGCACUAGUGAUGAUAGCAGUGAUGAAGAUGGCAUUGAUGAGGUUUCAGCUGAGUCAGAUGGGGAUGUUGAAUCUAAACUGUUAAGUAAAGCCAAGGAGAAGACACUUAAAAUAAUCGAAGAGGGAGAUGAAUUGCCUCCUACAGGAUUGUUGUCUUUACCUUUCAUGGCUCGCAGUUUGAAAAGAAAGAAAGAUGCAAUUGAUAAAGAAGCAAAUCUGGCUCUCCAGGAGUAUGAAGCGUCAUUGAAUGAGUUGAAGGACAAAGGUGUUGCUGGAACUCAGAAAAUAAAUGUUUUGAGUGGUAGGAGAGCCUUUGGUGCUUCGAAUAAUCAGGCUCAUAAAAAAUCUAGUGAUGAGAAUAAGAUGAAAACGGUUGAUUAUUAUGAUGACAGUGAUAGUGAAGGCUUGGGUGAUGAUCAAGUAAUAGAUGAUGGACAUGAUAACAAAAAUAAUACAACUCAAGCAGACGCUUCUUUGGAUCUUAAUGUACUCCGUGAAGAGUCUGAGAUGGAUCAUGAUCCCAUUCUUAAGACUUUUGAGGAUAUUGUUAAAAACCCUGGACCAAAGACAACAUAUGAAGUAGCAAUUAUUGCACCCAAGGAAAUUAAAAAGAUGAAACAACCAUCUAAUAUGAAUGGACAGAAACUCUCAAGGAAUGCCUCUGCUGCUGAGUCUAAAGAGAUUCCACUAUCAGAGGAAAUGGAUGGUGGAAGUGAUACAGAUAGUGGAGGACAGAUGGUUGACGGGAUGUUGUCUUCUGGGGUCAAGUCAAGAUAUGAACUCCCGUCUCAGGAAGAACUCAUCCGGCGUGCAUUUGCAGGUGAUGAUGUGGAAGAUGAAUUCGAGAAAGAAAAACAGGAUAUUUUGAAGGAGGAAGUUCCAGAACCCGAAAAGCCUGCUCUACUUCCUGGGUGGGGUCAAUGGACAAGUGUACAAAAAAAGAAAGGUCCACCUUCUUGGAUGCUUGAGGAACAUGAGAAUGCCAAAAUUAAAAGGCAAGAAGCUCUCAAGAAGAGGAAGGAUGCCCGUCUUAAUCAUGUUAUAAUCUCCGAGAAGCUGGAUAAAAAGGCUGAAAAAUUACAUACAAAGACAUUGCCAUAUCCCUACACGUCCAAAGAAGUAUUUGAACAGAGCAUUAGGAUGCCAAUUGGACCGGAGUUCAACCCAAUAACAGCAGUUGCUGCACUUAAUCAGCCAGAGGUGGUAAAGAAAGCCGGUUUGAUCAUAAAACCUAUCAAAUAUGAGGAUGUGAAUCCUCAUGAAAAGCACGGUACAGACCAUAAGCGUGUUGAUGGUGUGAAUAAGCAGCGGAAGAAGUCGAAAAAGGGCAACGGUGAUGGCGGUGUGAAAGCAACCGCCUCAAAGACAAAAAAGUGCAGGCCUACAUAGAUAAAGUUUUGCUGGAUAUUUAUUGUAUAAUCAGAUAAAUUUUGUAGUGACAUGAUAGAAGACCAAGUCGUAUCGUAUACACCUUUGAUUUCAAUGAUACCAAGUUUGAGGUAUUGUUACAGUUUCUUUCUAAUAUACGCAGUAUGUAUUUGUGAUUUCAUAAAAGAUAUGGUAAAAUUAAUUCCAAAGCUUUAGGUUGGAUUAUAA
This is a messenger RNA of Cuscuta epithymum, 3268 nucleotides long. The record is from the annotation of a GenBank genome assembly. NCBI's taxonomy places the organism in Eukaryota, Viridiplantae, Streptophyta, Magnoliopsida, Solanales, Convolvulaceae.